AUGGAUUUUCAACGUGAUUCAAUUCGUUCAUUAUCAAAUUAUGAAACAUAUCUUGUUGUUAAACAAAUUCAUGAAACAAAUAAUGAGCGUGAAAAUGGUAAACGUGGUAAAAAAGGGCAAAAUCGUACACUUGAACAUUGUAAUUAUGGUUUAAAUACUGUUACAUAUGAAACAUUAAAAUAUCUUGAACAAACUCCAUGUGUUGAACAAAAUCCUAAUAUUAUAACUCAAUUUUAUAAUGAAAUUAAAAAAUUUGAUUUAAAAAAAAAUGAAAUACUUCAAAUACUUAAUUUACGUCCAACAACACCUGUUGAAUUACAAUUAAUUAUUGAAGAUUCAGAAACACGUUUAACUGAAAUACAAAGUAAUGAAUUAAUUGAUUUAAUACGAACACAAUUACCACCUGUUGGUGGUUCAAAUCAAACAAAUCUACCUAAUGAAACAAUGGAAUCAUGA
This is a messenger RNA of Rotaria sordida, 456 nucleotides long. NCBI's taxonomy places the organism in Eukaryota, Metazoa, Rotifera, Eurotatoria, Philodinida, Philodinidae. The record is from the annotation of a GenBank genome assembly.